Molecule: messenger RNA, 783 nt
Organism: Colletotrichum higginsianum IMI 349063
Lineage: Eukaryota; Fungi; Ascomycota; Sordariomycetes; Glomerellales; Glomerellaceae
Product: GDSL-like Lipase/Acylhydrolase
Exons: 2
Coding region: 1-783 (260 amino acids)
Molecular function (GO): hydrolase activity
Source: RefSeq, a predicted model, not a curated record
AUGAGAGUUCAAAGCAUCGCAGCCGUCUUGGCAGCGGCAGUCACAUCGGUCUCCGCAAUUCCAUUCGGACACGGUAGCGUGUCGGAAACCCGUUCGACCAAGCCUCCCUACUUUUUGCUCACCGGCGACUCGACUGUUGCCAUCAACGGCGGUUGGGGCAAUGGAUUCUUGUCCUUCGUCGAGUCGCCUGCCGAUGGCAAGAACUAUGGCAAGAGCGGUGCCACAACCGUGUCAUUCAGAGCCCAAGGCAUUUGGAAAACCGUCAUAGAAGAGGUCAAGGCGAACAAGGACGCCUUUAGCCCCAUUGUCACGAUCCAGUUCGGCCACAACGACCAAAAGGCGACGGCGAACAUUUCCCAAGACCAGUUUCAAGCCAAUCUUGAGGCCUUGGCGAACGAAGUUACGGCUGCUGGCGGAACUCCUAUCUUGAUCACCUCUCUCACGCGUCGCACCUUCAGCGGCGGCAAAGUCAUCCAGAACCUCGAGAACGAGCGCCUCCGAGCUAUUGCUGCCGCAGAGGCUGUGGGUGCCACGUACCUGGACCUGAACACCGCCAGCACCAAAUAUGUCAACGCCAUUGGCAACGCGAAUGGGCGUAAGUACGACUUAUCGUCUGGCGAUGCCACGCACUUGAACCCUGCCGGAGAGGUUGUUUUCGGUCGCCUGGUUGCGGACCUGCUCCUUGAGAAACGGGAGGAUCUUGCCGAGUUCAUCAAGGAGAAUAAAGCGCUGAGCGACAAAAUCAAGGCUGGCGUGUUUGCCACCGGUGACGAGACAGACUAA